AUGCCUCUACCUGCUUCACACUCUCCCCCUCACUCCCCUCCCCUUUCCACACCAACAGCACCAACAGCAUCUGAGGGGUGGAGGAGAGGAAGCGGCGGGGGCGGGUGGGGCUGGCCGCUGGUAUGUGCGUUGGUAUGUGGUAUGUGGUGGACAGAGGAGGGCAAUGUGGUGAACCGGAUGCAUCUGCCGUGUGUCGGCCGUAAGGAGCCCAGCUCGUGGCAGCGAUGCAAAGCCAGCGGCAUGGGAGGCGGCUGGCGAGCUGCUGAAGCAGCAGUACUGGUGGCGGUGAAGGCGGUGGUCAGUGGGGAGUGGGGUGGAGGCAGGCGACGAGGGAGCCCAACUCAAUUCCAUGACACACAGCAGGGCAGCAUGGCAGAGCCAUGGGCAGCAGCAGCAAUGGUGGCGGUGAACUGGGCAGCAUGGCAGAGUCUUGAUGGAGCAGCAGUGGUGGUGGUGAAGGCGGUUGGCAACGACCGGGGUGGGAGGCGAGCCGGAGGGAGGCGUGGGAGGCUGACUCAUGGGGAGGAGGGCAGUUUGAGUCAGCAGAAGCCAUGA
This is a messenger RNA of Closterium sp. NIES-65, 555 nucleotides long. Lineage: Eukaryota; Viridiplantae; Streptophyta; Zygnematophyceae; Desmidiales; Closteriaceae. The record is from the annotation of a GenBank genome assembly.